Molecule: messenger RNA, 861 nt
Organism: Cladocopium goreaui
Lineage: Eukaryota; Dinophyceae; Suessiales; Symbiodiniaceae
Source: the annotation of a GenBank genome assembly
AUGUUGAGAGCUGCCGCCGCCCAACCGGAAUUGUCCGAGGAGGAGGCGGUUGCUCGGCAGCCGCGAGAGAAGCUGCAGGGGUUGGUAUACGGCGCCAGCAAGGGACCGGAGUGGCUGCAAGGAGCUGUGGCGGACAUCCGUCGAGAUGAAUUGCGAGCAAUGGCGAAGGCAGCGGGGUUGCCAGUGAGGUCGAACAGCAAGUGGCUAACGGUGCCAGAACUGCAGGAAGCGUUGCUGGCAUAUUUGGUUUCUGAAGCUGGAAAGGCAGCUGCUCGGCAGCCGCGCGAGAAGUUGCAGCGGUUGCAAGAGGAUGGUGCCAGCAGGGGACCGGAGUCGAACAGCAAGUGGCUAACGGUGCCAGAACUGCAGGAAGCGUUGCUGGCAUAUCUGGUUUCUGAGGCUGGAAAGGCAGCUGCUCGGCAGCCGCGUGAGAAGCUGCAGCGGUUGGUGGAGGAUGGUGCCAGCAGGGGACCGGAGUCGAACAGCAAGUGGCUAACGGUGCCAGAACUGCAGGAAGCGUUGCUGGCAUAUUUGGUUUCUGAGGCUGGAAAGGCAGCUGCUCGGCAGCCGCGUGAGAAGCUGCAGCGGUUGGUGGAGGAUGGUGCCAGCAGGGGACCGGAGUCGAGCAGCAAGUGGCUAACGGUGCCAGAACUGCAGGAAGCGUUGCUGGCAUAUCUGGUUUCUGAGGCUGGAAAGGCAGCUGCUCGGCAGCCGCGAGAGAAGUUGCAGCGGUUGGUGGAGGAUGGGGCCAAAGGAGCUGUGGCGGACAUCGGUCGAGAUGAAUUGCGAGCAAUGGCAAAGGCAGUGCCAUCGAGACCAUGGUUUGGAGGCAUUGUGGAUGGUGGAACAACAGCGCUGUGA